AUGGCGCCAAUGAAAAACAAUAAAAAUAACUGUAGUAGUAGUAAUGGCGAGGCCGUGGCCCGAGAGAUCAAUGUCCUCGCCAGUUGCUACAUAGUCGACCCCGCUGCGUCCCUAAAGGGACUUCACUACUGCACUACCGGGGCUGCAGGUCUACCAUCUCCUCCGUCAAGUCCCCCCCUCGCGGCCAUCACACCGUCUAACGAGCUCGCUCUCCAGCCCAAGAACAAGAAGCGCAGCAGCAACGUACCGAUUAGCCGCAGCCGCCGAGGGGGGGCAACACUUCAGAUCAGGGAAGAAUGUGAGAGGUUCUUCUGUGAGACCAUGAAAGCCGUAUUCCAGGGUGAGUGGAGUACGGUCGGUAAUGGCUCCUGCCUGACUGGUGUUAAUUACGCGCUUACACCACCUGAUGAUUAUCCUAUGGGUCAGUCUGCCCUUUGCAAUGUCAACGCCAAGCCCGGCGUCUAUGUGAACGGAUGGAUGGAGUUUUGGGAUUAUGCUGGAGGUGCUAGCUUCCGAGCCUUUGUCUCAGAAGAUAGCGACGAGAAGUCCUUGUUUGCAUUCUUUGACAGUGGGCUCGUAGGCCGCGAUCUUAAGCAAGCACUCAUUGCUUUGAUCGAGUUAGCCGAUGGUCCAAUCGGAUGUUCGUAUGUUGUUAUCUGCGUGGACCGCUUAAUGCCGCCCGAAUACGCGAAGGCAUUGAUGAAGAGUCUCCAGUGGGUUGGUUUCGAAAUGACUACCCUGGACCAUUGGGCCAAGGACAUCGACGUCAUCAGCGACAAAUGGUUAUUUAUGGGCAUGGAAGUUUAGUCGUGAUAUUCCGAGUUCAGACGAUCGUUUAACCUACCUGAAGUAAUUAUAUUAUACGAGGGAGCUGUUUUUUUUUUUUUUUUUUUAUAUUGUUUCGGCGCAUAAAUAUCUAUCCUUGAGGUUAGGGUUGCUUUUUGCUUGGGAGUUCUCGAAGGGCGUACUUUUACACCUCAUUAGCUCUGGCGCAUGGGUCGUUUCUAUCGCAUCUGCUGUAU
Messenger RNA from Daldinia caldariorum, 1022 nucleotides. Its product is annotated as ornithine decarboxylase antizyme-domain-containing protein. Gene Ontology annotation, molecular function: ornithine decarboxylase inhibitor activity. The transcript has 3 exons. The record is from RefSeq and is a predicted model, not a curated record. Bases 1 to 807 code for a protein of 268 amino acids. Gene Ontology annotation, biological process: positive regulation of protein catabolic process. Gene Ontology annotation, cellular component: cytoplasm; nucleus. NCBI's taxonomy places the organism in Eukaryota, Fungi, Ascomycota, Sordariomycetes, Xylariales, Hypoxylaceae.